CCACCUUGCACGCGAAUACAGUAACACGAGCCUUGUAUAUCCCAUCAGAAACAGCACGACAACUCGAGCAAACCUAUACACUGCCGGAAGGCGCCUUUGAUUGGGUACGAACUAACUCGUUCACAGAUGGCUGAUAUAGUGUGCCCGUUCCUUUCUCCCCACAGGUCUCUCCCGGUGAUCGUUUUCUCGCCGGGUCUGGGAUCACCAGAGGGCCUGUACACGGUGUUUCAGGAAGCGCUGGCCAGUUGGGGCUAUAUUGUCAUCGGAGUGGAACAUCCUUUAGGGAGUUCACCGAGCGAUGCAAGCUCUAGUGGAUCCGCAGAUGAAACUGUCUGACGUGCAAAAUCGAUUCACUCCAUUGUCAAGCAAUUCACUCCCCAGAAGAUGGCAACCUGGAUUCCGGGGUUUGAGGAGGCAACAAGAAGCCAAAAUGUGCGAGGGAUAACGGUCGGCAUGUUUGGGCAUUCACUCGGGGGAGCAGCAACAGCUCUGGCGAUGCAAGAUCCAUCAGUGGUUCAGGCUGGAUGUUCCCUUGAUGGACCACUUUACGGUCCAGUGCUUACAACAGGGUUUCCAGCCCGUUCCUUUUUCAGCUAGCCACUGCGCAUUUGGGAAAUUACAGCACCCUGCAGUCAGUUUGGCCGCGCAUCCGCGGUUGGAAGCGAGCGAUUGCCAUUAAGAGUGCAGCUCAUAAUGAUUUCAGCGACAUUGCAAUCCUGGCUUCCCAGGCACCUGAGUUAGGGAUCGCACAAAACUUUCACGGGAGUCUUGCGACCAGCAAUCCGUUGCAAACUCUCCUAGUUGUGGGUGAAAAUCUCCGGGAUUUCUUUGACUUUGCGCUCCGGGGGGUAGGGGACGUUAACUUUCUGCGGGAGAAUACUCCACUCCAAUUUACCGCCUCGAUCUAGGCACUGUAUAUAGUGAUAUGGAUUAUACCAUAGCUAUAGAAUAAACUACCAACCAUCCUGGACUUAUCUAAAUGCCGC
Molecule: messenger RNA, 986 nt
Organism: Aspergillus pseudonomiae
Lineage: Eukaryota; Fungi; Ascomycota; Eurotiomycetes; Eurotiales; Aspergillaceae
Product: PAF acetylhydrolase family protein
Exons: 1
Coding region: 127-336 (69 amino acids)
Source: RefSeq, a predicted model, not a curated record